This is a messenger RNA of Theileria annulata, 1161 nucleotides long. RefSeq lists its product as uncharacterized. NCBI's taxonomy places the organism in Eukaryota, Apicomplexa, Aconoidasida, Piroplasmida, Theileriidae. The record is from RefSeq and is a predicted model, not a curated record. Bases 1 to 1161 code for a protein of 386 amino acids. The transcript has a single exon.
AUGGCAAACGCUUCUCUACUUAACGACAGUAGUCUGAAAACAAGACCAGUUUCAAGACUACUCUCACUAGCUAAAAAAAGGCACGAGAAAUAUUCAUUUGAAACUGAAGCUGAAACUUCAAAAUCAGAUGUCAAGUUCUCGGACAAAGUGACUUCAACACAGUCACAGUUUACAUUCGAAAAUGAACCACUUCUGGAGUCAAAAGCAGAUGUAAAGUCAAGUGAUAAGCUCGUGGAAAAGGAAGGAUCACAAGUUUACGAAAACGUCCCCAACUCCACGUCAGCUGACUUCAAAUCUUAUGACUCGGUUGUUGAAAGACCAGGAGAUUAUUUGUUCGAAAACGCUCCAAAGGUUUCAUCAAAGGCGGACUUUAAGUGCGGUGAUGCAGUUUCUGAAACAUCUGGAGAGUAUCUGUUCGAAAACCAGCCCCAGCUGUCAACGGCCAACGUCAGAUCAUCAGACAGAUUGUAUGAAACGGUUGAAAAUCUAGUAUUUGAAAACCAACCUCAAUUAUCCAAGGCGCACGUUAGGUCUUCAGAUCAACUAGAAGAAAAAAAAGAAUCCCAAGUCUUUGAAAAUGUGCCAGAAGAGUCGACUGCUAAUGUAAGAUCCUCAGAACAACUAGAGGAGAAAAAGGAGUCACAAGUUUUCGAAAAUGUGCCAGAGGUUUCUAGAGCAAACGCUAGGUCUUCCGACCAGGUAGAGGAGAAAGGUGAGUCACAGGUGUUUGAAAAUCAACCUGAACUAUCUAAGGCACAUGCCAGAUCAUCUGAGCAGUUGGAAGAAAAGACACAAUCACAAGUCUUUGAAAAUGUACCGGAGGAAUCUACGGCCAAUGCAAGAUCCUCUGACCAAUUGAACGGAAGCAAAGAGUCACAAGUUUUCGAAAACGUACCAGACGAGGUCUCAAAAGCAGACGUGACAUCAUACGAUCCUUCACCUGAUCUUUCAAAAUCACAGACGGUGUUCGAAUGCCAGAGGAGCACAGUAAGUACUGCAGAUUUCAGCGCAUUCAAGCCAGUGGAGCCCAAAUCGCAGUGCGUCACAACAUUUGAGGCUCAAACAUCUCAACACAGCAAUGCAGAUGUUGUAUACAACAAGUUCGAUACCCCAAUGAAGGAACUCUCAGAAACCAUGAGCAAAUGUAGACUCGAUGAGUAA